AUGACUCUUAUAUACAGCGCUUUUUGGGGAGACUCUGUUACGGCAGCCGAACAGCUAGUUUCGAAAGAGAAAUCCAAUUUAAAUUAUUUGGUAGCUGAUUAUCUUGCUGAGGUUACGAUGGGCCUUCUAGCUCGUCGCAAAGCAAGCCUCUCUCGCAAUUUAAAAGGCGCGAGCAAAGGCGGCUACAUAUCUGAAUUUAUCACGUUAGUUAUAGCACGUCUGCUGCCUGACAUUCACAAACAUAAUAUCAAAGUGAUAACCAAUGCUGGAGGAUUAGAUCCGGUGUCAUGCAAAUUAGCGAUCGAAACUUUGGCAGCGGAUCUCAAGAUUCCGAUAACUGUAGCUGCAAUAACAGGAGACGAUAUUCUUCCGAGAUUCAAUGACCUGUGCAAAUCGCAGUCACUAAAACCGUUCUCACCCGUUCCGGGGAGUAGUCCUGAUACGUUACCCAAGGGUGAUAAAGAGGUUUUGAGUUUGAACGCUUACCUCGGGGCUAUUCCCAUAGCCAGAGCACUCGAUUCUGGCGCACAGAUUGUCGUGACAGGGCGAGUAGUAGAUUCUGCACUCGUGGUUGGGCCGUUGAUUCACGAGUUCAAGUGGAUGGCAACUGAUUACGAUAAACUUGCAUCUGCGUCUCUUGCUGGACAUAUAAUCGAAUGUGGUGCACAGGCUACUGGUGGGAAUUAUACAGACUGGGAGGAGUCGGCGUUCUCCCUCAAUGGAGGUUAUGCUAACAUUGGGUAUCCAAUAGUCGAGUGUCAUCCAUCUGGAGAGUUUUUUGUGACAAAGCCAAGUGAAACUGGAGGAGUUGUUAACGUCAAGAGUGUUACCGAGCAAAUGUUGUAUGAAGUGUUAGAUCCAGCAAUUUACAUUCUUCCAGAUGUUAUUCUGGAUUUGACUCGGGUGAAGAUUGAGCAAGUUGAUGAGGCACGAGUAAGAGUUAGUGGAGCUAGAGGCAAAAUACCCACGGAAUUGUUGAAAGUGUCUGGUAUUUACGUUGAUGGAUAUAAGAUGACAGGAGAGAUUGUUGUUUGUGGUAUUGAUGCAUGGAAGAAGUCCGUUGUAAUAGCGAAUGCCAUUUUAUCGCGCACACGUCUUUUGUUCGCAAAAUUUGGAAUGAAAGACUUUCGUGCCACGAACAUUGAACCACUUGGGGCUGAACACACUUAUGGUCCACAUGCCAGAACCAAACACACAAGGGAAGUGGUACUACGAAUCACGGUCCAUCAUGACGACCCUCAGGCUUUGAAGAUAUUUGCUAUGGAACUUGCACCGGCUGCAACUUCAAUGGCCCCAGGAGUAACUGGUGGCGGAUCUGGCCGUCCCCACCCAUCUCCUAAUCUUGUUCAUUUUUCUUCUUUGAUCUCAAAGAGCCUGGUUACGCCCGCUUUUACGAUUACAAACGUUUCCGAAGAUAUUCCUUUCACUGGACCUAUGUCAAACCGGACAUAUGGCGACGUCGAAAAGAGCGAUGGUGACAAACAAGCUCACACAGAAGGAGAAUAUACUUUGAAAAUGCCGUUGAUUAAGAUUGCGCAUGGUCGAAGUGGAGACAAGGGCGAUACUUGUAAUAUAGGUAAGGAAGAAACGUUUUUGGUGUGUGGUUGUGAAUUCAAAUAUGAGGAUAAUGUGGGAUCUGCAUUCAUUGAAAAAUCAGGCAUCAUUGCACGACAUCCAAAAUAUUAUGGAUUUCUGAAGAGAAUGUUGACCGAGGAGGCCGUACGAACAUAUAUGUCACAUGUAUGCAAUGGUAUCGUUAAGCGAUAUGUUGUGCCAGGAUGUUACGCACUGAAUUUUGUGUUCACAAAAAGUCUGGGUGGUGGUGGAUUGAGCUCUUUACGUGUGGAUAGACAGGGAAAGACAUUUGCUCAGAUGUUGUUGAGUUAUGAGGUUGAAGUACCAAAUGGUUUGAUUUCUAGACUAUAG
Molecule: messenger RNA, 1926 nt
Organism: Paraglomus brasilianum
Lineage: Eukaryota; Fungi; Glomeromycota; Glomeromycetes; Paraglomerales; Paraglomeraceae
Source: the annotation of a GenBank genome assembly